UAGGUAAAUUUGAAACGAUUGAGCCAAGAUAAUAGGUAUCUAAUUUGAUUUGCGAGGUGUCUUUCACAUUAACUCUUUAAAAUAGUAUUUUUAAAAUAUGUCUACCUCCACCGUUUUGCGGGUAAAACGUCGACUCGAAGAUAAUCCGCAAGAUGCCUUAGUGCUUUUGUGUAAAAGAAAGAAAAUAAAUACCGAGGAGAUUGCUCCUUCUUUAUUCGUAUUCAGAGGUAGUGUGGAAAAUCAGGAACCUACACACGUAAAGAAUAUUGUCCCAAAUAAUAUAACAUUCAAAACAUCCAGUAAUGUUAGUGAUAUAAUUAAGAAAAUACGUAAAGAGAGAAAAGAUGUAGCUGCAGAGAAUCGGUAUGAAGUUGUCAAUUGCAGCAGAGGAUUAAAAGACGAGACUGACGACGAUAAUUACGAUUUAGUUGAUUUACAAAAAAAGAAUGUACAAGAGAAUGAGAAAUACAUGUAUGAUCUUUACACGCCGGCUAAAGAAGAUUUUGAUAUUUCGAUGUUGGAUAAUCUAGUCAGUAUUGAAGAUUAUGAGACCAAUUUGAUAUUUGGGUCAUAUAGAGAUAAUGGCUUAGCAGAAUCAGAUGAGGAUGACAGUGAGGAUUCGAAUGCGGAAAAUGACUGGCGAAAUGAUUAUCCGGAUUCCGAACCCAGCAGUCUUGACGAGGAGGAUAUGAUUAAAGCUGUACAAAAUUGUAACAUAGAGGAUGAACUGUCAAGCGACACAGGUGAGGACAAGAUAUAUGAAGAACCACCGGAUUUAUUUAAUGAAGAUGUUAAACGUUAUGGUGCUGCCUAUGCCAAAUAUAAGGCAAAAGUUCUAGCAGAACAGUCAGGUCUGUCUGAUAGUAAGAAUUUUGUACACAGUACUCUCAUGGAGGAGACACCAGGAUAUAAAGAUGACAGCGAUGAAGGAUUCUAUUACGGUCAAGAAGAAGACUCUGAACAGUUCAGGGAACAAUAUGCAGAUGAUUCAUCAGACCCAGACUAAGAUUGAAAUUAAACUUAUUACUGAUUUAUAAGAUUAAAUUUUUUAUAUAU
Messenger RNA from Vanessa tameamea, 1056 nucleotides. It is a transcript of the gene fs(2)ltoPP43, whose product is annotated as probable RNA polymerase II nuclear localization protein SLC7A6OS. NCBI's taxonomy places the organism in Eukaryota, Metazoa, Arthropoda, Insecta, Lepidoptera, Nymphalidae. Bases 98 to 1006 code for a protein of 302 amino acids. The transcript is spliced from 4 exons. The record is from RefSeq and is a predicted model, not a curated record. Gene Ontology annotation, biological process: developmental process.